Messenger RNA from Phycodurus eques (leafy seadragon), 1689 nucleotides. It is a transcript of the gene tnfsf14a, whose product is annotated as TNF superfamily member 14. Bases 20 to 772 code for a protein of 250 amino acids. Gene Ontology annotation, cellular component: membrane. Gene Ontology annotation, biological process: immune response. The record is from RefSeq and is a predicted model, not a curated record. Gene Ontology annotation, molecular function: tumor necrosis factor receptor binding. The transcript is spliced from 5 exons. NCBI's taxonomy places the organism in Eukaryota, Metazoa, Chordata, Actinopteri, Syngnathiformes, Syngnathidae.
GUUUGGCUGCGGCGCAGAUAUGAGGCAGUCGCCGUCGUCCGUGUAUGUGUUGGAAAGCCACGCCGCGGCCCCUCCGCGACCCCCCCGAGCGGGCCGCCGCGGCGGGCCGGCUCAGAGGCUUCUCUUGGCGCUGGUGAGCGUGGCUUUGAUUGGGCUCGUCCUGGAGGGUCUGCUCAUCUUCUACCUGCACUCGAGUCACUUCGGACAGACACCGUCACCAUCGUUCUCCAAAUUGAGCGCAGAAAAAAAUGAAUCGCCCCAGACAUCUAACCGUCUUAACUCUCUUUCCAAAACAUUCACACACCUGAUGGAAAAAAGCGCAUCUUCUAACGCGUCCGCUCCUCGCAUGCCGCUUUCCAAACCAGUCGCCCGCCUGAUGGACGGCGCGGACGUGGUCCACGGCAAAGGGGUAAUGGGCUGGAGCCUGGUUUCGGACCGCGUCCUCCGCGGCGUGGACUACAAGGACGGAAGUCUGGUGAUCCGCCGGGAAGGCUUCUACUUCGUCUACUCCAAAGUGAGCUUUCACGAGCGCGGCGUCUUCCACCACGCGGUCAUGAUGCGCACUCGCAGGCACCCCGGCGGCAGCGUCCUCCUGCUGCAGUCCAGGAAAUAUUCCUCGGCCAACGACAAGAACAGGGGCAACGGCGACACUUUCCUCGCCGGGGUCUUCCACCUGCGCAAAGACGACGCCGUGUUUGUCAAAGUCAGCGACACGUCCAAAAUAGUGCGCGUCAUCGCUAACGAGAACGUCUUCGGUGCAUUUAUGAUUUAAUGCUCUUCGGGGUUUUUUUUCAGCUCUAUUUCACAGGCUGUUCUUCACACUUUUGUAUUUUGUUAUUACAAAAAAUAGCUUUGGCAUCUUGGUGCCCAGGAACUAUGCACAAGUGAGGGGGAGGAGCGUCUUUGAGUCAGGCCAUAGCCUUGUCUAAUGCCUAAAUGUUUUUUGUUUUUUUUGUGGCAUCCAUAGGCAAUUAUACUGUAUUCCUUUUUCAACAGCUCUCGCACUUUUUCAAACUAUCAGGAAUUAAAACGAGGACCCGGCUGAUUUUGAACAAUACCCAAAUGACCUAGUUACCUUAUUUUAAAUAGUUAAGGAACACAAAUGCUGCAAACGAUCAGCAAUUCAUACACAGCGUCAAAGCAAAGACCUUCUUGAUUUUGAAUGAAAACCGAAUGACCUCCCUUUUUUUUUUUUUUUUUUUUAAUUCUUAUUUUGAAGGAGUUCCAAUAGAAGGUGACUUUGUGUAUGUAUGUGUGUGUGUGUGUGUGUCUGGGGGGGGGGGGGGGUAUAUAAAGAGAAGCUUGGAGAUGAGUAAAAGGUUCUACUGUUGCAAAAGCCUUCAAUUUGACAGUUGAGGUUUGACGCUUGUUAAGCUUCGCCGACGGUGGAAAAUGUGCAUCUGGGCCCGGAUGGAUGACUAACGAGCUCCACUUUCAUUCCUCUUGUUUUCAACUGUCGUCGCGGCUACUUUUUUUUUUUUUUUCUUCUUUUUUUUAGCCACAAUUUCGUAUUUUUGAGCCAUAAUUGAACAUUUUGUACACAGAUUAUGGCGAUUUUGUGGCCACAAUUGUUAUUUUCACAAUCGUUCACAGCUCUUGUGUUGGCUCUCUUUAGAUGGAGCUUGUCUACCUAAUGAGUUCACUUAUGUAGAGACAACCCACAAGUUUAAACAUAAUAAAUGCUUUAUU